AUGUCGACAGUCAUUCUUGGAGGAGGUAUCAUUGGAGCCUCAAUUGGAUAUUACCUAUCCGCCAAUCAACCCGAAGGCGAGAUUCACAUCGUCGAGCAAUCUCCGGAGCUCUUCACGGCAGCCUCUGGAUAUGCUGCCGGCUUCCUGGCCCGAGAUUGGUUCGAGCCGUCCCUCGCUCCCCUUGGGGCUAUGUCUUUUGAUUUGCAUCAUGAGCUUGCCGCAGCGCAGGGCGGAGACAAGAAAUGGGGGUUCAUGAAAGGGACGGCAUUCAACUUGGAUACAGUUGCUCAACGCAAGCGAGGUGGUCCUCGCGGUGACGAUUGGUUGCGAACGGGGACCAGUAGAGCAGAGACUGCAUCUGGAGUUGAAGACGCCGUUCCGGUUGCGUUUCCCGAGUGGUUGACGAAGCAGAAAGAGGGAAUCCUGGAGGAAAUCAGUCAGGAGGGAACUGUGGCCCAAGCGGAUCCCUUGCGGUUAAGCCAAUUCCUCAUGGACGGCGCUGUCUCCCGUGGAGUUCAGCUUCAUAAACCAGCCCAGGCCAGCGCUGUCAUCAAAGAAGGGAAUGGCGUGAUUACAGGAGUCAAAAUUGUAUCUUUGGAUUCCAAGCAGGAGACAAUAAUCCCAUGCACAAACCUUGUCCUGAGCGUCGGAUCGUGGACCCCGCAGGUUCUCAGAGACCUGUUCCCUGCUUCUCGAGUAUCAUUCGAUCUUUCGCCUUUGGCUGGUUAUUCACUGGUCGUCCGCUCCCCUCGGUAUACCAUGGAGCACGAGAGAAAUGUCUACCAGGGACGCAGCCAUGCUGUAUUCACGACACACCCUCCAUCAUGCGGGUUUAGUCCUGAGAUCUUCCUUAGGGAGGGUGGAGAGAUCUACAUUGCUGGUCUCAACAGCACUACGAUGAAACUUCCACCUUCUGCUGCGGAUACCAAGCAGCUAUUUGAUCCUGCGGAGAUGCAAAGACUCAAAGACGUUGCAGUUCGUUUGAUGGGAGAUCUGGCCAAGGGUGCAACUGAGUCUACGGAUGAGGUUGUCAACACAGAUGACUUGGAAAUUAUUCGCGAAGGGCUAUGCUUCCGUCCAGUGGGAGUCACUGGUGUGCCAACAAUAGGCAGAGUUGACGAUCACUCUUUGGGAGGGGUGAGAGCGGAUCCCAAGGGAGGUGUUUUCAUAGCAUCUGGGCACGGCCCAUGGGGGAUCUCUCUGAGUCUAGGAACUGGCAAGGUUGUUUCUGAGAUGAUUAAGAAGCAAAAGCCGUCAGUGGAUGUGAGGGGGUUGGCGGUUCAGGACAAAGGUCCCAGCUCCAAACUGUGA
Penicillium bovifimosum is the source of this 1311-nucleotide messenger RNA. RefSeq names its product NAD(P)/FAD-dependent oxidoreductase. The record is from RefSeq and is a predicted model, not a curated record. Bases 1 to 1311 code for a protein of 436 amino acids. Gene Ontology annotation, biological process: retrograde transport, endosome to Golgi. Gene Ontology annotation, cellular component: late endosome; cytoplasm. Gene Ontology annotation, molecular function: oxidoreductase activity. NCBI's taxonomy places the organism in Eukaryota, Fungi, Ascomycota, Eurotiomycetes, Eurotiales, Aspergillaceae. The transcript has 2 exons.